Bombyx mandarina (wild silkworm) is the source of this 699-nucleotide messenger RNA. RefSeq lists its product as uncharacterized. The record is from RefSeq and is a predicted model, not a curated record. Lineage: Eukaryota; Metazoa; Arthropoda; Insecta; Lepidoptera; Bombycidae. Gene Ontology annotation, cellular component: extracellular matrix.
AUGUUUUCCAAAGUAAUAGUACUGUGCGCGUUUGUGGCGGUUUCCCAAGCUGGUCUCCUGGCGGAACCAGUCCACUACUCAUCUGCUGGGGCAGUUUCGUCCCAGAGCAUCGUACGCCAUGACGAAAGCCACGGUGCUCAUUAUGCCGCUGCGGCUCCUGUAGCUUACCACGCUACCCCUGUGGCUUACCACGCUGCCCCUGUGGCUUACCAUGCUGCUCCAGUCCACUAUUCGUCUGCCGAGUCCGUCUCUUCCCAGAACAUCAUCCGUCAUGAUCAGCCCCAGACUAUCAAUUACGCUGCUCCCGUAGCCAAGUUAGCCGUCGCUACACCCGUCACCUACCACGCUGCCCCUGCCCCUGUUACCUACCACGCCGCCCCUGCUGCCGUGUCCUACCACUCUGCCCCAGUAGCCAAAAUCGUAGCUCAUCAAGCUGAGGAGAUUGCCUACCCCAAAUACGAGUACAACUACUCAGUAGCUGACGGUCACUCCGGCGACAACAAGUCCCAACAAGAAGUCCGCGACGGUGACGCAGUGAAGGGCUCAUACUCCUUCCACGAAGCUGACGGCUCCAUCAGAACCGUUGAGUACACCGCUGAUGCACACAACGGCUUCAACGCUGUCGUCCACAACACCGCCCCCACCGCCGCCCCCACACACAUCAAGGCUGUACCUGCCCUCCAAUACUACCAUCAUUAA